UCACAUCACAUCAUCUAUCUAUCAUGUCUUCCUCUCGAACACAAUCAUCUUCUUCUUCAGUUUGGCAACUACAAUACAUGAAGCUCCACUUCUUCACCAGGAUUCGUUCGCUUUUGAAAUCCAAAACAUCCUCCCGCAAACGACACCAUCAAAGCUCACCUGAGAUAUCAAGUGCCCAACAUGAUUCAGAGAAUGUUGUUGCGACUCCGGAAAUAAUAUCUAAACCACCCGAAGAUCAGAACGAGGAGGUUGUCUUGCAGAAAACUGUGAAGAAGCUUCAUUUUGGAAGAUUGGAAGAGAAGGAGAAAGCUGCCAUCGAGAUUGAGAAACUUGCUAGAGAAGACAAGAAUACUAGGAAACUCAUGGCUGAGCUCGGUGUUCUUCAGGUUCUUGUUUCUAUGGUCGGUUCUGAUAUCGCUGGUCAGCAGAUAGCUGCCGUCAGGGCUCUUAUUCAGCUUUCUCAUGGAACUAACACGAACAAGGCGCUGAUGGCAAACGCCGGAAUAUGCUCAAAGCUACCCAAAAAUGUCGAAGUUCUCGUCCAGUCAACAAGACAUGGCUUCGCGGAGCUUCUCCUAUCAUUGUCGUCUCUAACAAACGCACAAUUACCGGUAGCUUCAUCGCUAAUUCUACCGUUCUUGAUGGACACGAUGAACUCAGAUUCAACAGAUAUGAAGUGCAAAGAGAUAUGUCUAGCCACCAUAAACAACCUCUGCAUGGUGUUGGAAAACAUAGCACCGUUGGUCAUAAAUGGGGCAGUGCAGACACUAAUAAGCCUAAUGUUGGUAAAAGACUUGGCCGAGAAGGCGUUAGCAAGUCUAGGGCAAUUGGUUGUGACUCAAAUGGGUAAAAAGGCAAUGGAGGAAUGUUUGACUGUGCCCAAAAGUUUGAUAGAGAUUCUAACAUGGGAAGAUAAACCGAAAUGCCAAGAAUACUCGGCUUAUAUCUUAAUGGUAUUAGCACAUCAGAGUUGGAGCCAGCGCGAGAAAAUGGCUAAGGCAGGGAUUGUACCGGUCCUUCUUGAAGUGACCUUACUUGGAAGCACUCUGGUUCAGAAGAGGGCAGUGAAACUUUUGCAGUGGUUCAAGGACGGGAGGAAUGUACGAAUGGGUCCUCACUCAGGUCCACAAACGAGUCGUGUGAGUUCCGGGAUGGGAUCUCCAAUGAGCCCGAGGUCGGGGGAAGAAGGUAAGAAGAUGAUGAAGAAUCUAGUGAAACAGAGUUUGUACAAGAACAUGGAGAUGAUAACUAAACGAGGUAAUGUGAAUAUGGAGAAUGAAGCUUGUAGGCUUAAGUCAUUGAUCAUCAGCACAAGCUCUAAAAGCUUGACUUAUUGA
Messenger RNA from Brassica oleracea var. oleracea, 1337 nucleotides. RefSeq names its product U-box domain-containing protein 2. Bases 24 to 1337 code for a protein of 437 amino acids. The transcript has 2 exons. The record is from RefSeq and is a predicted model, not a curated record. NCBI's taxonomy places the organism in Eukaryota, Viridiplantae, Streptophyta, Magnoliopsida, Brassicales, Brassicaceae.